AUAAGAUUAGAUAAAGGGUUUAAGAACUCGUGUUUAUCGAUGCCAUUUCUAAGCAUCGCGUCUACUCAAAUGUUGUUCAUUUCUAAACGGCUGUGAUGCGCUUCAUGGACGAAAGGAUGCCGCAUCCUUUUUCCGGAACCAUUCAAUCGUUCCUUCUGAUUUUGGCGCUGUCUGCUUGUUUCACGGCCGCAUCCGAUUGGCAAGCAAAAGUUGAACAACUUGAAGGAAACUAUGUCAAAAUGAAAGAACAUUUUGAAAGCAAAAUCGUUGAUUUGGAGACGAAAGUCAGUCGGCUGGAAGCCAAAGUUAAGAAACAGGAUUCAAUUGUGGCUGUUUUGAAAAAAGGGCACAAACCUUUCACAGACAAUGUCGACAUCAAUCGACAUCGUCGUCACAACGCCACCCUUCGUACUUGCCACGAAAUCCACGCAGCAAAUCCGUCGUACGCCUCCGGCAUGUACUGGAUCGAUCCGGACGGCCAAGGCAUCGGGGAUCCACCAAUCCACGUCCAUUGCGACAUGGUGGCUAAAAAGAAUAGCCGAAUGAAGGUUAUUGCUGAAGAGAUCCAACCAGGUACAACAUCCAUUUUGCAUGACAGCGAGUCGGAAAUGGACAUUGGGCAUUGCGUCGAACCUGGUUGUUACUCGAGAUCAAUCAAAUAUUACGCGAGCGAACGGCAAAUGGCAGCUUUGAUUCAGUUGUCCAACAGCUGCGCCCAAAACAUCACGUAUAACUGCAGAAAUUCGCCUUUGAAUUACGACGGCAUCACCUACGCCUGGUGGAAUGACAAAGACGGUGAAAGGCACCAGUUUGCCGACUGGUUAACUUCCUGUGAUCAACUCUCUGGCAAAAAACACGCAGUUAACGAUGGCGUCAAAGACGGCCGUUUGCCGUUUACACGCGUUCAUUUUAGCAACCCGUUUAAAGGAUCCGGCCAGCACGUCGUGGGUCGGAUGCGAUGCAGCGGGAAGGCAAAAGUGGAGGCAAUGCCGACGUCGUGCCAAGAUUUAUGGCGGAUGGGACACACCCUCAACGCCAUCUACUCCGUCAGGGGAGCUAAACGAAUGGAGAAUGUUUUCUGCCAAUUCGAUAAACGACCUAAUGAACAAGGUUUCCAAAAAUGGAUCGGAUACGUCGACGUCAAAUCGCGGCCGACGUAUUUCCACGUUCAGAAGAACAGGACCUUCUACAGCGAGAAUGUUGCCAUUCCUUUUGAGGUGGAAAAGGUCAACGUCGGCAAUGCCAUGGACUUGAAAACGGGCAUAUUCACAGCUCCACGCGACGGCCUUUAUUUCUUCUCGUUCACCGGUUUGGCCAGCGCUAAACCUUCUAAAGGGACCGUUUUCGCUGCGGUGGGCCUCUUUUUGAACGCUGUACAGGUCGGAGAGGCUUGGGUGCACGAGGCGGACAUCAGCGUCAACCACGACAGUCCACUGACGCUUCAAUCGACGCUGACAUUGAAAGCGCAGGACCGUGUUUGGUUGCAAAUUACGAGCUUAGGGGAUACGGGCUUUCUUUAUGACGACGCCAAUGGCUAUAACCACUUUAAUGGUUUCAUGUUGGACGAAGAAAUUACGCGAUCCCUAUGAGUUCCACCUUCGCAAUAUAGACGUGUUGAAGUGAAUUGACCUUUAUUUGAUUGAUUGUGUGUUGUGAUCUUUUGUAUGCUGCUGAUGUGUUUUUCAGAAACUUUGUGCUCAAGGCGCUUACGUUAUUCGGAAAGGUGUUAUACUAGCCUACGUUUUUCAAUAAAAAGGGUGUGGGUGCAACUAUA
This is a messenger RNA of Daphnia magna, 1774 nucleotides long. RefSeq lists its product as uncharacterized. Gene Ontology annotation, molecular function: extracellular matrix structural constituent; protein binding. Lineage: Eukaryota; Metazoa; Arthropoda; Branchiopoda; Diplostraca; Daphniidae. The record is from RefSeq and is a predicted model, not a curated record. The transcript has 6 exons. Bases 96 to 1589 code for a protein of 497 amino acids.